This is a messenger RNA of Nyctereutes procyonoides (raccoon dog), 975 nucleotides long. Its product is annotated as IgGFc-binding protein-like. Lineage: Eukaryota; Metazoa; Chordata; Mammalia; Carnivora; Canidae. Gene Ontology annotation, cellular component: extracellular matrix. The transcript is spliced from 4 exons. The record is from RefSeq and is a predicted model, not a curated record. Bases 1 to 675 code for a protein of 224 amino acids.
AUGCACUGGUCCUGCCUGGCUGCCAGGAACGCUGGCACAGGCUGCAUUCUGGAUGGCGGUGUGCGGUGCUGUGAGGCUGGGGAGGGUGCUACAUGCCGCCUAGAGCUGGGGGGCCUCUUUACCACCUUUGAUGGCUUCAGUGGGCUCACACCCAUGCCUGUUAUGUCCUCUGCCUAUGAGCUAGCCACUUUGGUGGGUUCCAGGCCUGAGGAUCCCGACUGGUUCCAUGUCAUUGUUGACUUCCUGCCCUGUCCUGGCUGUACUGCUCUCAAACCACGAGUGAUCGUCGGCUUCAGGGAUGGCUGUGCAGCUGUGGGAACCAAUCAGGAAAUAUGGGUGAACGGGCGACCCGCGCGGCUCCCAGCCCAAGUGUGCGCGGGCGUGGUCGCACGCUGGGCUGAGGGCUCCCGGGUUGUCAUCGAGCGGCCCCCCACGCUGCGGGUGCUGGUGGGGCCCGAGGGCGCCGUGGCCUUACGGGCCUCUCCCGCGCUGCGAGGACGCCUCCGGGCAGCCUGCGGGGACUACAACGGAGUUGCAGCCGACGACCUGAUGCUCCCAGGACGACUCCGGGGUGCCAGCCUAAUCGACGUGUUCCAGGCGUGCCGGGCUCCGGGCUUCAACAACUGCGCGGAGAAGCUGGUUACUCCAGCCGUGACCCAACACUUCACCGGCUGACGCCGUCCCUCUGAACGUCCCCAUGGCUAGGACCUCCCGACGCACACCUGCCCCGGCGAUGGGAACCCACGGACCUUCCCGAGAUUGUCUGAAUAAACAACUUAACGACCAAACCUGCUUGUGCCUGUAUCUUCCCAGUGGCCCCGCGCCCCGGGGACGCAAAGUCCCAACCUCUAGUUCCCCGUCUCCCAGGGUCCGGGGGUGAGGUCGGGAUCCGGGUCCCUUCCGACCCAAAAUCUGACCCCAGCGCCUCGCCCCGCUCCGCCUGGGUGCAGUCGGCUCAAGGGGACGGACUCCCCG